This is a messenger RNA of Drosophila suzukii, 371 nucleotides long. It is a transcript of the gene Obp51a, whose product is annotated as Odorant-binding protein 51a. The record is from RefSeq and is a predicted model, not a curated record. Gene Ontology annotation, molecular function: odorant binding. Lineage: Eukaryota; Metazoa; Arthropoda; Insecta; Diptera; Drosophilidae.
AUGAAAGUAUUGGGUGCCUUGGUUAUCUUGAUGGCGCUCGGCCCUCUGGCCUCAGCUAUAUUCCAAAAGGUAGCAAAUGAGUGCGCAAAAAAGGGCGGAAUUACCCCAUACUUUCUUGACAACAAUCCCCACAGUAGUCGAGUCAAGUGCUUUUACGCUUGUCAAUUGGAAAAGCUUGAUUUAGUUGCCAAUGGAGUCGACGAACCCAACCUGUCCGUACUAAACUUAACACAGGAGAACUACGACAAAUAUGCUAAAGUGAUUAAAAAAUGCCUGAAGAUAACAUAUCCCAGCAACAACAAGUGUGAGCUCGGAUUUUUGGUAUUCGAAUGCCUUAAAAAGGACAUCGACGGAUUGCCCUAAUUUUACUG